This is a messenger RNA of Esox lucius (northern pike), 4590 nucleotides long. RefSeq names its product serine palmitoyltransferase, long chain base subunit 2b (gene sptlc2b). NCBI's taxonomy places the organism in Eukaryota, Metazoa, Chordata, Actinopteri, Esociformes, Esocidae. The transcript has 12 exons. The coding region runs from base 81 to 1835 and encodes 584 amino acids. Gene Ontology annotation, molecular function: pyridoxal phosphate binding; serine C-palmitoyltransferase activity. Gene Ontology annotation, cellular component: serine palmitoyltransferase complex. The record is from RefSeq and is a predicted model, not a curated record. Gene Ontology annotation, biological process: sphingosine biosynthetic process; ceramide biosynthetic process.
UUGUAGUUUCUCUUACACGAGAGAGGGGAGCGAAGUACCCUGAUAAACGAAUAUACAAACCGGGAUAUUCAAUUGAGUACAUGCCACCAAGUAUGACCGAGAGGUCGGCGAAUAAGCUGAUUAAUGGAGAUGUUUGCCAUCGGACGGCAAACGGGAGAAAACCUUCGGGAAUAAACGGUUUCGUGAAGAAUAAUUGCUCGUUUCAACAACAACCACAGCAGAAGUCUCGGCGCCCAAGCGAGAAGAGCAACCAUGUUGCGCGUAAUGCCAGCCUGUACAACAAGCCGUUUGUGGAGCAGUUUGAGGAAACUCCUCUUGUGGUGGCGGUCCUCACCUACAUGGGCUACGGUAUCCUGACCAUCUUUGGGUACCUCCGGGACUUCCUCCGGGACUGGGGCUUUGAGAAAUGCCACGUGGCCAGGGAGAGGGACGCACAGAAGGACUUUGUUCCGCUGUACCAGGACUUUGAGAACUUCUACACCAGGAAUCUGUACAUGCGUAUCCGGGACAACUGGAACAGGCCUAUCUGCAGUGUCCCUGGAGCGAAGAUGGACCUAGUGGAGAGAGUCUCUAAAGAUUACAACUGGACGUUCGAACACACAGGCAUGGUGGUGAGGGAAGUGAUCAACAUGGGUUCCUACAACUACCUGGGAUUUGCAGAGAACACCGGGAGCUGUGCUGAGGCUGCCACUGCGUCUAACUCUGUGUACGGUGUAGGAGUGGCCAGCACCCGCUACGAGAUGGGUAACCUAGACAUCCAUGAGGAGAUGGAGCAACUGGUCGCUAGGUUCCUUGGGGUUGAGUCUGCUAUGGCGUUCGGGAUGGGCUUCGCUACCAACUCCAUGAACAUUCCUGCUCUUGCUGGAAAGGGCUGUUUGAUUCUGAGUGAUGAGUUAAACCACGCCUCGCUGGUAUUGGGGGCUCGUCUAUCCGGCUCUACCAUCCGCGUCUUCAAACACAACAAUAUGGUGAGUCUUGAGAAGAUGUUGAAAGACGCCAUCGUUCACGGCCAACCUCGAACACACAGGCCCUGGAAGAAGAUUCUUAUUCUGGUUGAGGGCAUCUACAGUAUGGAGGGGUCCAUUGUACGCCUGCCUGAGGUGAUCGCCCUGAAGAAGCGUUACAAGGCCUAUCUGUACCUGGACGAGGCCCACAGCAUCGGCGCUCUGGGACCGCACGGCGGCGGGGUGGUGGACUACUUCGGUCUGGAUCCGAAAGACGUGGACAUCAUGAUGGGAACGUUCACCAAGAGCUUUGGUGCAGCUGGAGGAUACAUUGGAGGGAAGAGAGAGUUGAUAGACUACCUACGGUCCCACUCCCACAGUGCCAUCUACGCUACGUCUAUGUCCCCUCCCGUGGCUCAACAGAUCAUCACUUCUAUGAAGAUUAUCAUGGGGGAGGACGGCACUACUCUGGGUGCAGAUCGUCUGAGGCAGUUGUCUGAAAACACCACAUACUUCCGAAGGAAACUCAGGGAGAUGGGAUUCAUCAUCUAUGGCAACAAUGACUCUCCUGUUGUUCCAAUGAUGCUCUACAUGCCUGCCAAAAUAGGAGCGUUUGGCAGGGAGAUGCUGAAGAGGAACAUUGGGACGGUGGUGGUGGGUUUCCCGGCCACACCCAUCAUAGAGUCCCGGGCCAGGUUCUGCGUUUCCGCCGCGCACACCCGAGACAUGCUGGACACGGCUUUGGAAGCCAUCAGUGAGGUUGGGGACGUGCUACAGUUGAAGUACUCCAGACACCACAGACGACAUAACCUCCCCUCCUCUCUGGGUCCGUGGUCCUCUGAGGAGUGGCGCCUCCAGGACUCCAGCCGUGUCAAGCCCUCGGUCAUGUAAAUAACUGAACUAGUAACACCAGGGAUCCUCAACGCCGUCACCGGAGACCACGGCUAUUCAUUUUGACCCGGUAGUGAAUUUUGCUCACCUGGUACCUGUUUGUAAAUCAGAAAAAUAAUGGAAUGUGGAAUACCUGAUCUUCAUUACUGUGGCACAUUGCUACAAAUUCACCAAUGUCUUAAAGUGUGUUGGAAAUGUCUGAGCCCUAUGGUUGUCUAACUGUAUCUUAACUUAUUGUGGCUGUAUUUGUGUAUGUUGGACCUAACAACCGAGUCUUCUGUCUGUGUGCACUGCAUUAUAUUGCAAUCAUAACAAGAUAAGCGGAAGGAAGCAAAGGCCUUAAACAUGCACUCACUGUAUGUUGCUAUAAAGAUUUUAUUUGGUUAUACCAAUAGAUGAUAGAAGUGAAAUAGUUAGAACAGGAUCUGUUUUGUUUUAGGGAUUCAUCCUAAUAUAUUCUUUGAACUUGUAGCUCUUCAUCCGAAGCAGAAAUAUGUUCCUUGAACUCCUCUCACUCCCUUUGUAAGCUACCUAUCACACCAGUUCAGAAAAAGAUGUUGAAUUAUAUAGAAGGACAGAGAAAUAAUCAUUCGGAGACUAAACCCUUUGUCAAUACUUAUUAAUUAUCUUAUUUUCUAUAAAUGUUCAGCCUUAAUUAUUUAGUGUUUACACUUGCACUUGAAUAUUUUGUGCCCGAAUGUCUUAUACAUUUCUAAAAGCUCUAGACAUGUCUAUCACUGAAGAGUCUUAAGCUUAAGAGUCACAUUGUGAUGUGUCUUCUAGAGUUGGUUUCCAGAGCAUAGAUUAAGUGAAGUCCUUAACUGAAAACUGAAAGUCCUUAUUUGAAUUGAGAUUCUGGUAUUAAUCUGUAUCUGUGAUACUGAAACUUAAUUGAAAAGCCACCUUAUGUGACAUGAGUCUCUAACUGUAUGCCUUCACCUGCUUUAGGUGAAUGUUAAUAUUUCAAUAUUAAUAACCAGCAUUGAGGUUUUAAACUAUUAUAUGUUGGGCUGAACAUAACCUACCAGUUGAUCUGUAUGCAUGAAGAUGUUGCUUCCUAACCCUGGCUCUCGUAUAUCGAUACCCUUUUCAUAGUAUGUGCAUUUAUAGUGCUUGACAUGAGCUUAAUACGGGAGGUUUUACCCUCUCAUUCAUUACAAAUGUCAAAUUUUUCACUCUGCUUAAUUUUGUGGGGGUUCUUGCUAACCUAAUAUCUCCGUGGUAGCUGUAGUUAUGUUCUAAUCAACACUGGGAAUAACGGUUUCCUAGAACCGUAAAUAGUUAUUUGGCUGUCCAUGUAAAAUACUAUUUUUUUUGGUUCCAUGUUGGACAGAUUUGUUCUUUGUAAGGGGUUCUUUAACGGGUGUAAAGAGUUUGACCUAGGAACAAGAGAUUUCACUUCCAGGAAAAUCCAGAGAAUAUCUACCUAUAUAGACACUUUCAAUGGUGAUAGAGUAUCAAUGCACACAGGUUAAUUAAGCAGUAUGGGACAUGGGCUCUGGUAAAUGGUUGUUAUACCAUAGCCCUUACCUGCGGUAUAUAGGUCAUGUACCACAAACCCUAGAGGUGCCCUACUGCUAUUAUGAACUGGUUGCCAUCGUAUUUAGAACAGUAACCUAUAUUUUUCAUACCUGGGUUAUGAGGUUGGCCAAUCGGCAUUCAGAGCUUAAACCAACCCGUUUAUCAUAGUGAACAACUCUUCAGUGCUAAUACUACUGACAGGCAUUCAAAAUGCACAGAUGAUGUAGUGUCUCUGAUAUCACUGGCUUUAAAGCUGGCUAACUGGUGUUUGGUUUGAAGGGAGCAUAUUUUGCGGCCAAGUGUCUUAAAUAUUAUUCUUAUCUAAUAAGGAAUUCCAAAAUGGCCUGAAUUGUUUUGACUUGUAUGUAUGUUUUAAAGUUGUUUAAAUAUUGUUUGACUUUCUGUGUUUUAACCUGUGGGUUAGUUCAAGUAAAAAUGAUAAUAUUAUACUUGAACUGACCCACCGGUUAGGCCAUUUAUAUAUAUAUAUAUAUAUAUAUGAUCAUUCCAUUACUGUACAUACUUCCUUUUUAACUAUGACUGUGAUGGUGUCUAGAAUUUGUCCAGCAGUAAAAUAUAACUGUAGCUGCUUUUAAAUUCUGUGUACUUGAAGCUGGGUGGGCCCGUACAGUCUCUUCACAUCCCAAACGGUAUCUAAUCCAUAUUGUGCAAUAUGUUUGACCAAAGAUCAGAAUGUUGAACUAUGUGGGGAUUAGGACAGGAUUUAGAAUGCACACAUUGUAUCCUGUUCACCUAUCCUUUCUAUUGAGGCCCAGUGUGAUUGCUGAGACCAAGCAACAUGACCAUGUGUCUUAGGAAAGCGGUUUAAAUUGCAACAAUGCAAAUAACUCAAACAUGUGUAAUUCGUUGUUAUCUGACUUAUUUGUUGACUUAAUUUGUAGUCAAGUUAAGAUAUAAAAGCCAUUUAAUGUCAACGAAUCACUAACGUGCAUGUUAUGUAAAAUGUCCUGUAACUGUAGAUCCACCUGUAUGAUAUCAGUAGGUUAUUACCUAUGGCAAGUUUUAUGUUUGAAGAUGGUUUGGUGAAUUAGAUAAACCACUUGAUGAAGCCAUGGUGUUUGUUGACCGUACUGUUGGAAAUGGUGCAAAGAUUAAAUCAGUCAUUGUAUCAAAUCUUUGGGUUAGAUUUGUCUUCUACAGUGGUCUAAUACAUAGCACUGUCAGAAUGUUUUUUUUUAUACAGAAUGAGUACCAUUAAAUGACUUACAACUUG